CGGCUGUGUAACCGGUGCUGACCGGCCGUUUCUUUUGCCUGUCGUUUUUCUUGCACAGGUGGUUUUGGGGCCGCUUUACUUCAGUUUUUAACCCCUGUCGCUGCGCUACCAGCCGGCUCUGCCGCAGAGCCGCUCCGGUGCGCUCGAGGCUUCCUGAGCCGGCACAGCCCGGGGUGCGGGGCCGAGCCCGGCCGAGCCAGGGAAGCGGCGGGGGCACCAUGCCUGCCACCUUCGCCGGGAGGUGCCUGGGGCGGCUGCUGCCGCCGCUGCUGUUGCUGCUGUGCAUCAGUUUCUCGGGCGGGAGCCCCGCAGGUAAAUAUCCAGUUAUGACAACUCAAGAUGCCAGUCAGUCUCAGGCGAACUCCUUGACUAAGAUGCAAGCUGGACUCAAUGAAUCAUCUGGCCCAGAUCUUACCACACAAGGUCUCAAGCAACCAAGCAAGGAGCGCCAGUCUAAUAGCUCUUUUCUGCAGUUUGAGAUACUUCUACCUGGUCCUCCUGGUACUUUGCUGGAAAGAAAUAUCAGUUUGGCCAAUGCAACUACAGUUGAACUUUCAUGCAAAUUAGAUCCAAAUUCUCAUUUAAAAAGCCCUCAAGUGACUUGGAAAAGGGGGAAUGAAACAAUCAGUCACACCACUAAAACUGAGAACAGCUGGAGCAUCAAAUUGGUGAUAGUGGAUAGCAGUAAGAUGGGAAGUUACAGCUGUAUCCUGAAAGGUGACAAAGAACUCAGUGCUACGUUUCAUUUACACGUACCGAAAAUUGAAGCAAGAGAAAAACCUGUAAUCACUUACGAAAAAGAUACAGCUGUAAUGGUUUGUAAAAGUGACUCUACUCCCAUGACUUGGACCUGGUAUAUGAUGAGUGGAAGUAAGCCGGUUAUCAUUAAUGAAUCUUUGUGGACAGACAAGUACCUAAUUUCUAGACUGUCUGCCAAUGUAACCCGUCUGAGGAUACUCAAGCUCACCAAGGAAGAUGCUGGUGUAUAUUGGUGUGAAGCUGUUUUCGAAUUAGGGAAAAGUGAAAGGAAGAUGGAACUUAAAGUUCUGUCCCUCAUGGCACCUCUCAAACCCUUCAUAGCAGUUGUUGCUGAAGUUAUUAUUUUGGUAACUACCAUUGUCCUUUAUGAGUUGUAUUCGAAAAGGAAAGGAAAAUGUACCGGUGGAAAAGCAUGUGACCAAACUGAGCAACUUAAAUCACGUGAAGGCAGUAGUGCUAGCCACAGAAAAAUUUAAUCCGGUUCCUGAAAAGGAGACUUAACCCAACAGAAGUGGAAAUUGUUACAAAGCUACAGAAGAUGUAUGCAGCUAUGCAUUUGAAACAUUCACUGUGUUUCUAAGUAAAGUCCUCUAUGUUUAUGAG
Molecule: messenger RNA, 1362 nt
Organism: Corapipo altera (White-ruffed manakin)
Lineage: Eukaryota; Metazoa; Chordata; Aves; Passeriformes; Pipridae
Gene: EMB
Product: embigin
Exons: 10
Coding region: 219-1235 (338 amino acids)
Biological process (GO): dendrite self-avoidance; homophilic cell-cell adhesion; axon guidance
Cellular component (GO): axon; plasma membrane
Molecular function (GO): cell-cell adhesion mediator activity
Source: RefSeq, a predicted model, not a curated record